AAUAAUGAAAUUAGUUUAAGAGAAGUGCUCGCAUGAGAAGCACUUGGAGCGGGUUUUGUGUUUCCCCCUUUUCCAAAAGGCCGUUUCGAAUUGCAAUUUUUCUGCGCAAAGUUGGGAGUUUGAGUCCAAGUUUAAAGUUUAUUCGAAUCUGUCGACCACGAUCCCAGCGGCUGAGUGUUCCGUUGAAAUUUCGUCUAAAGUUCUGAAAAAUUUCGUUCUUGAAAAAUAAAUAAGUAAAAGUUUAGUCUGUCGGCUAUUUCCACAAAUUUGAAAGGAAAGGGAAAAUUUUCGAAAUCCGCGUCGAGUCCCGAAUUGAGAAUUCAAGUGAUGUGACAAGUUCCUGUGAGUUCAAAACGAGGAUAUUUCACCAUACAGUAGAUCCUGCUAAGCCAGACCCUUCAACUAUGCUGCGCUGAGUGUGGAAAACACGAUAGUUUGGGAAAGUUUGCCAAGUGCACCAUUAGAGCGCGAGAGAAAAUCGUCGAAAAAUACUUCCCUCCGGUCCAGUGGAGUUGGGAUUUGCGCCAAGAAAAUCCGAGCAGCAGGAAGUUUUUCCUCCGGCAAAUUGGCAAGCGAAGCGCGUCGAAAAAUUUGAAUAAUCUGGAUCAAAGCCCCCGUUCAAAGCAAACAGCGAGUGAAUUGUGGGUGGUGGGUGCGUGCCAGAAGUGCGCCUCGGAGAGUGUGAUAUAUAUCGAAUCGAAAAUAUUGAUGGCUCGAGUGUGAUGGCGGCAGGUGAAGAAGUGUUGUGAGGAAGAGCCCAAUUAAACCGAGCAAAAGGAAAAGAAAUUGUUGCACGCAGUGAUUUUCUGGUUAACCCCGUCACAACAGUUGGCCCACGCCAUUCGUCGAAUAGUAGUAGGAAGUUUUCGUUGCAUCCGACCGUGAUAAGAUUGAUUAGUGCGUAGAGUUAAAGUACGUACACACAUACACACAUACACACACAUAGAGUGCGGAUCGGAAGAAAGUGGAACACACAGUGCGUGCAGCGGUGUGAUUUGCAGUUGGCGUGUUGGGGAGAGUGACUGUCCACGGUGUACCCCCAGACAGAGCAGUCACAGGACAUCCGGCCCUCCUCUCCAUUUCCUGCCCAGAUGUUGAAGAUGGAGUCCAGAGUUGGAGUAUUUUGGCUUUCGUGCCUGAUCCUGCUGUUUAAUCAAGAAAAUGUACUUGCACAAACAAGACGCAGCUUCCGCACGGGAGCCGCUCAGCCACGUGCCCUGGGAUCUAAUCCCAGGUCCAGUCACUCGUCAUCCGUAAACUUCAACUGCCCGGAAGAGUUCGGCUACUAUCCACAUCCCACAGAUUGCUCGCAGUACUAUGUAUGCGUGUUUGGUGGGGCUCUCCAGGAAAGUUGUACCGGUGGGCUGAUGUACAGCCACGAGUUGCAAACUUGCGACUGGCCACGAAAUGUAGGCUGUGACACUCCGGCGCUAAGCGCUCCUUCCGCACCGGCACGAUCUGCCGUGACUCCACGUGUACCACAAGUCCUUUCUCGGAUUCGAUUCUCGAGUGCUCCUUCGGCACCUUCAGCACCAUCGGCACCUUCCGGGCCAUCCGGACCCAGCGGACCUUCCGGUCCAACCGGUCCCGAGCCAUCAGCUCCAGCACGAAUUCAACAGGUCCAUUCACUUCCACCACCGCCACCACCAGCGAAUAUUAACCCUGUGAUCACCACUCGUGGACAGCCCAAGAACUCGCCACAGGAAGAUAUUGCCAAGCUCUACGAGGAAGCUCACGAUACACUCCCACCGGUUGAAGAGGAAGAGUAUAGCCGUCCACAGCGUAUCUACCGUGGUCAGCCCAGCACCGUCACCCAGGUUCAGCGGGAUCGGGACGGAAUCCUGCAGCAGCCCAGUGUCAACGCCAUUCCAACCCAGGCUAAAGUAGGUUCCUUUGCGUACAGUGCCCAGCCGCAACCAUUCAGUGACGAAGACAAACUGCAAGACCUAGACCACGAUGCGAACGCAACGGACAGCCAAGCACACGAUCGUAGGAAACGUGACGUUGCCUCAGACGAACCGGCCAACAACAAUCAGGCCAGAACAAUCAAUCCGGUCGAGACCAAAGAAAGCACAAACGAAAACCGACAAGUCAAACGUUCCAAUUCGGAAGAAUCCUCCGUCCCCGGAGAGCUUUCGGAUCUAGCUGACCUGGAGGAAGCAGCUGACGGUGCAGAGAGCGCACGCAGUGCUCGACAGCUAAGGCCAUUGGGAAACUGGCAGUACAGAUCGUUGGACACUGCCCUCUCCCGUCAGAAUGCCUACCCCCAGAGUAGCUACGAUCCAUUCUCCUACACUGUUGGACCAACUCCAGCGGCCAUCCACAUCAAAUCCGGAGCGCGCUACUACCAACCGCAACAGUACAGCAAGAAAGAAAUAACCAACAACUACAACGACUACCUCGAAGCAUACGUUAAAGCCAAACAAGGAUCGCAAUACCUUCGCCCAGUAGAAGUCAACCGCCAUAAGACCGCCGGUCUGCAAAGUUACAAAACACUUACCAAAAUAACCCCUCAGGACAGUUUGAUUCCACUACUGAUCUCCAACCAAUCUCCAAGACCACAACAGUAUCAAACCGCAUUUACAGCUGCCGCUUUCGUGAACAACCACGGCGGUAGUAGCAAGAAAUACACCACUCCAAUCCCAGAUAUUGACGACGAAACCAUCCCAGACAACUUUGCGUUCUUCCACUUUGGCAACACCUACUCGUCUACACCCAUCUCGGUCAACAACCAUGCUAAGCAAAUAGCAUCCCAGAACAAUGCACCUCCACCACCACCACCGCAGCAGACAUCCCCACAAUCCUCCCAACCUCAGAAGAUCUCUCAAUCCACUCACCGAAGCCCCUACAUCGCCUUCAGCUCCGUCGGAGGAUUCUUCAACAACCAACCUACUUCCAGUCCCAUCAAGGAAACCUUUAUCGGUAUACCGAAACAAUCCAGCAUCUCCCAAUCUCUGAUCCCUCAGAUCAAGCAAAAGAUCCUCGCUGGCCCGAGCACCCCAGCUCCGGUAUACGAAAGCAUUGGCAACUCGAUUACUCCAAGCAAAGUCCGGUACACGGCCACUACCCCGAAAUCUGCCAUCUCCCCCCUCGAAUACUACCCCCAAAACAUCUACCUCAGCAAAGAUAAGGCUCCGCCGAAGAACUCUCCCACCUUGGUCACGUUCGCCAGCUUCAACGACAAACCAUUUUCGAUCUAUGAAUCGUCUACGUCGAAACCAUCGGGGUACUUUUCCACCAAAUCGACCAAUGGAUUCCAACCGAUCAUCAUAGCGACCACUCCUCGCUACUACCAGCAACAAUCUGUCAGCCCGCCCAAAACGGAGUACAAUCGGUUCUUCGAGAGCAUCAAGAACACGCACAUGCAGCACGUCGGCGGCAGUGGUAAGUUUACUGAUGGUUUGCAGGAAAUUGGUGUGCACUAUGUGAAGAAUGGAACGACGAAUUUGAGACCGGUUCCACCGGUGCAGCAGUACCAGAAGCCAUACUAUGGAUCGUCAACGGCGAGACCGGUUAAGGACGAGACGGAGUAUUAUUAUGAAGACGAAGAGAUUGUGGACGAUCGAGGACAUAAGUAUGUGAAGAAUACGUUGAGUGGCAGUAAGAGGCCGAGUUAUCCCAGUAGACGUCCAGCCGAGGAUGAUGAGGAUGAGUACUAUGACGACGAGGAUGACGAUGACUACGAAUAUCGGUAUCCAGUGAACAAGUCCAAGUAUACUCCGAUGACGGAGACUAUGGCUCCAAGGCCGUUGGGAAAUUUGACUACUCCCAGACCUGCCGGUGGUGUGUCCGGACAUGUUAUGUACAGCAAUCAUAGAUACGAGACAACGACGUGGAAGCCGAGUACGGUGACUACGCAUACGCCGACGACGAGUGACAUUCCUUCAAUCAUCAAGUUCCCGGAAGAUGUUUUCCAGGGAAUUAAGCCGUUCAGUGAUAUUCCACGGUAUUUCAACAAAUCUAGCUCGAGACCGUACGCAGUACGAACGCGCGUCCGGCCAACCGCCAUUCCCAAUGCAAACCUCAUUGACGAGACUACAUCCAAGGAACUGCUUCGAACGACUGCCAAAUCACUCAGCUCAAAGAGCAGUCUGUUCAAGACAACCACUACAGCGACUCCUAGAACAACGACGUCGACCUCCACGACAACGACAACGACGACGACAACGACGACAACGCCGGCUCCUCCGGUGACCCGAUUGCGAACCACCACUUCACCGACUGUCACUUCGACCAGUGAUACGACUUCGCGCAAACGGUACACCGUCCGACCGAACCGCGGCCAGCAACGCUGGCGCACUACCGAGACUCCCGAACAGCAACAAGAACCUCUUCCUACGAUUAGCACCCGACCGAACAAGAACCAGAACCGUAACAAUCGAUUGGAACUCGAUGAACGGCUACCGAACAGAGUUGAAACGUCCUCGCCGGCCCCGAGCAGAUACGUACCCGAGCAACCGCAGAAGAGCGUAUUGUCUCAGAGCAACAAGAACUACUACAACACCAGCAACUACGAUCCAUCCGGCUACGAUUCCUACUACGCUGUCUACGACGAUGAUGUAGAGCUGUACCGGGAUGUUGAAUAUCAACCACAAUAUAACCAGAACAAUCAGCAGUCGUCUCAGCAGCCACAGAGGCCAGUCGUAUCGUCCACCUACCGGCCAACCGUGGUCACAACCGUCGCUCCAACUUCUCAGCGAGAACAGUCUUCGUACGUCACUUCUCCAAGAACUACCUACCAACAGCGUCCAACCUAUCAGGAUUAUGAUGAUGCCCUUGUUUCACAGCUCGAAGAUGAUCGUUAUAAUCAGAAGCAAACACACACGCAACUCAGAUCAUCACAAUUGGAUGAAAAAAGCCAUAAAUCAACCCCAAAAUCAAUUAUAUUAACACUCGCAGCACGCGUGGGUCCCUCUACCACCACGGAAAGUCCCAUCCUAGUGUCCUUCUCCCCAUUUUCCUACACAUCGGCCCGAUCGGCCAGUACAGCCAAAUCAAACAUUUACAGACCUACCAAGAGCACAACCACCACCACCGCCAAGACCACCACAACCGAACCCACUCCCAAUCCCUCCGACAGUGACGCCAGCGAUAGCCAAUCCCUCCGAAUCCCUCCCGAGAUCAAAUUCCAUCCCAUUCCCGAAGACAGCUACUACGACGACGAAGAGUAUCCACUCAGUAAGACAAGGUACGAAUACGGCGACGGCCAAGAAGACGAUAGCAGCAAUGAUCCGUCAGACAAAAAGUACAUCACUCAAAAAUUGCUCCCCGUCAAUCCGCCAUCCUCUAGCUUCAGUUCGUCCGAUAUUCGCGGAGAUUCCCCCUUCUCGUACGAUCAGCCUCGAAACUACUUCUCCUAUACCUUCAACAAACCCCCAGCUACAACUUCCACAACCACAACCUCGACAACCACACCAAAACCGACCACAACAACCACAACUACCACUACAACCACCACAACCACUCCGAGCCCGGUAACACAGCGUCAACGAAUCCAAAGCUACGUGUACUCCGAUAUACAACCGGAAAGUUUCAAACCCCAUCGAAUCACCCCCACGUCUAAAGCUCCGGCCAUUCCGGACUACGACAGUUAUCUAAGUCCCGUCGCCGGUCGAACUCGUGGUCAAAACACAUUCCUCAAAGCUCUCGGCACAACGCUUUCUGCUACACAACAAUCCACUAUCGCCACGUCCUCUACUUCUGCACCUGCUUAUGCUUAUUCCUCAACAGCACCCGUUCAAGUCAGACCAUCCUCACAUCCAGACCAGGACAAACCGAUUCACUUCACGCUGAGCUCCGGUCUUGGUAGCUAUUCAAGCUCCACCCAAUCGCCACGGUACGUCGUCAAACCCGAGCAGUUCGAAUCGAACAAUACGGUUCGCUUGACGCUAAGCACCUCAUUGGGUCACAGUUCAACCACGUCUCGCCUUCCAUUCUCACCGUCUUCUCCACGCUACGAAACGCGACCGGAGCAAAUUCGCUACUCCACUGGAAGCACAAGGCCUGAAGAACUUGUCAUGACCACUCAAUCCCCACGGUACGAAAUUCGACCCGAGCAGUUCGACAGCAACAAGUCCAUCAGAUUGACGCUUAGCGCAGGAAUCGGUGGUCGUCCAGCGGUAUCGAAAGGAACCGUCGAGAUGGUAGAAACCUCCUCUGUGAAACCCAAGUAUUCACAGUUUACCAUUUCCGAUGCGGUUACAACGACCACUCCUGAACCUACGACUUCUUCCACCAGCAAGGUUCUACGGCUAUCUCCAAGCUCUACCCUAUCUCCAACACGCACUCGGUUCUAUCAAAACCCUUCUUUGAAACCCAGCUCUCGACCAACCAAAGACAGCUUCCAAGACACGGAUCCAACCUCCUCCAGCGAAUGGGUUCCCACUUAUCCGGAAAGCGUCUAUUCAAGCCCUCAAACGAACACCCUUCAAGAGCUCGAUGCACAGGAACCAGUCGAUUCAUUGGUUUCAUCCAAAUCAGAGUUGACCUAUCUGGACCAAUUUAAGCCCAAGACACUACCCCCAACGCGAUUCCCACCACGAACCACACCCCCUCCAAAUGCAGCCAACGACAGUAAACAACUCGCUGCAGUAGUGCAAAGUUCCACCGCCCGGAGUCUCUUAUUCAGGGAAUCACUGAACAAAACCCUCGAGCCUACCACAUCCUCCCGCCCGGUAGUGUCCCCAUUCAGAAGUCUCGAAGUGCAACGGCAAACCCCUUCGUCCGAUAAAGCAUUCGCUUAUUCCACCUCAAGGGUUAUCGCUAACAUCUACCGAACCACUACAGAAACUCCACGGGAAUCUCCUCUGAGAAGUUACUUCCUGAUUACUAGUCCUCCCAAACUGUACACUACCGGAAGGACGUUCACUAGUACUACACCCAAAGGCACGACCUCUACCACAACUACUGAACCACCUACGACUACUACCAGCACAACUCCGUAUACUACAACUACUACCACUGAGCCCACCACCACUAGUACAACUCCACUAACAACCACUACUACACCGGUCUAUACUACCUAUUCUACCUACAGCACCGAGGACAGUACCUCGACUUCGGUACCUAGAACCACCGAAGUCUACCGCGGACGAUACCGGCCGGUCUUCAACCUGGCUCGAUCGUCCGAAACUUCCGAGGAAGUAACCACUCCUCGAUAUCGUCUUCGUAAUCGUGGCCCCUCGAGACGUACGUACACCCGGCUACGGCCUACCUCCCUGAAUGCCACCUAUCGUAGUAAUAAUACUCACGUACCUUUUACUAACACCGAAAGCACCGUGCUUUCGAUAUCCACCGAAUACUCUGAUCGACGGUUAACUCCGACCGCGUUGCCUUCGAUCGCUUCUUCGACUAGUUCAUAUUUGAACCAAAUUCGUACCACCGAUCGGUCCGGCCACAAUAGUGUUGACACACCGGUCAAAUCGUCCCAUUAUAAGUCGCGUUUUAGUGACGAUAGCGUCGAAGUGUUAAAAAAGACUACAGUCCCUUCGGAGAACAUAACCCUUACGGCGGACUCCGAACCCGUCAAAGUGGUUGAAAUUACCGACAAACCCGUGUACUAUACUAGCUACCAUAUGACCUCGACUGAACUGAACUCUUUUGGACCUUCCAGCAAGACUGAGUCUACGACGAAGAAAUUCCGUGCGACAGUAGAGAUGCCCGAAAUGAACAUUCCCACCGAAAAGGAACUGUUGUCCUACCAACAGGAUGACAGUGCCAGUCGCGAAGAAGAAGACGAAGAGGACGAAGAAGAAGAGGAUGGGGAAACUCCCGAGGAGGAGUUGACAGACUAUCAUGAGACAACCAGCGCUGCUACGACCACGACAACCUCCUCGACCACGGUUCGGACUGUCAACCCCUACAAACCACUGUAUCGGUCAACUAAACGAUACACCACGACCACUACUACCAGCACAGAACCAUCUACUGCACGAUAUACUCCCAGCACCGUAACGACGCAAAGACUCAAUCUGACCACCUCGACGGUGGCGGAUAUACCGAGUACCUCACAGGCAACCACCACUACCGAAGACCUACCCUCGACGACCACCGAAGACUUCGAACCUCGGACAAGCUCUACCUCCAGUUCCACCAGCUCCAGCACGACCAUCACGUCCACCACCUCCACUACCACCACAACUACCACCCCUCGCUUACCCACAACACACUCCAUAAACAAGCUCCCACCGCGCGCAUCCAGGGUCAAUAAUGCCAUAAAGACCACGAUUGCGGCCGCACAGCUGCCACGCCGAUAUAGCAAACCGUCGUCAGCCGGGAAAAGCAUACAAUGUACAGAAAACUCGCUUUCCGCCAAGUGCAACGAAAUCCCGUCGAGAGGAAGCAGUAACAGCAACAGCAACAGCAAUAGUAACAGCAACCGUAAUCGCGGUAACCAGCAGUACAUCACCGAUACGCAGUCGACUGUAUCCGCCAACCGAGGAACCCAUCCACCACGUGCUCGCCCGACGCUGAAGCCCGCACAGAACAUUGUUUCGAAGGCGCAGGAGUUCGUCGACAUCUACCGCUAUCCACCGAGCCGUCCGGAACCUCUGUACCCACAGCCGACCCCGGAUAAGACUGCUGCCAAGUGCCGCAAGGACGUUUGCCUGCUGCCUGAUUGCUAUUGCGGUGCAAAGGACAUUCCCGGAGAACUGCCCGUUGAGCAGGUACCUCAGAUUGUGCUACUGACCUUCGACGAUUCCGUCAACGAUCUGAACAAGCAGCUGUACCAGGAUCUGUUCGAACGUGGACGUAUCAAUCCCAAUGGUUGCCCGAUCUCCGCUACUUUCUACGUGUCGCACGAGUGGACCGAUUACAGCCAGGUCCAGAACCUGUACGCUGACGGACACGAGAUGGCAUCCCACACGGUUUCUCACAGCUUCGGUGAAGCAUUCUCGCCGAAGAAGUGGGCCCGUGAAAUCGCUGGCCAACGAGAGAUUCUGUCCGCGUACGGUGGUGUCAAGCUGGAGGAUGUCCGUGGAAUGCGUGCUCCGUUCUUGUCUAUUGGUGGUAACAAGAUGUUCAAGAUGCUGCACGACUUCAACUUCACGUACGACUCUUCGAUGCCGGUCUACGAAAAUCGUCCACCGAGCUGGCCGUACACGCUGGAUUACAAGAUCUUCCAUGACUGUAUGAUUCCGCCCUGCCCUACCAAGAGCUAUCCAGGUGUUUGGGAAGUUCCUAUGGUGAUGUGGCAGGACCUGAACGGCGGCCGCUGCUCGAUGGGUGACGCGUGCUCCAACCCAGGAGAUGCCGAAAACGUGAACAAGAUGAUCAUGAAGAACUUCGAACGGCACUACACUACCAAUCGGGCACCAUUCGGACUGUACUAUCACGCAGCCUGGUUCACGCAGCCGCACCAUAAGGAAGGCUUCAUACAGUUCCUGGACACGAUCAACGCGAUGAAGGACGUGUGGAUCAUCACCAACUGGCAGGCCCUGCAGUGGGUACGCGACCCUACGCCCCUGUCCCGCGUCAACUCGUUCCAACCAUUCCAGUGUAACUAUUCGGACCGCCCAAAACGGUGCAACAACCCGAAGGUAUGCAACCUGUGGCACAAAUCUGGCGUCCGCUACAUGCGCACGUGUCAACCCUGCCCCGAAAUCUACCCGUGGACCGGUAAGACCGGUAUCCGCUCGUCGCGGAUCGACAACGACAUCGAGGUGGCCGACACGAACUAAGUCAAGCUGAUGGCAGUGCACUGAAACAGAUGAAACUUUAUUUUGUUUGUGUAUAAGAGAAACUUUAUAUGGAUUUGUUAGCGAGAAGAAGAAAAUGAGUCAAGAAAAUCGGUCAUCCGGGAGAUUCCUGGAAAGACAGCCAGGGGGACCACCGACGAACGGCAGGAUAUUAGGGGAUAUCGAACGUCUAGCUGGUUCUUUCCUUUUCUCCGGUUGUAGGUCAAAAGAAAAGCAAUCCAACUAUGAUCUUUUCGUUUGAAUUUAUUUACCUGCAAACUAGGCGGUGCAAUUUCCCGACUGCUCAUUUCGAGUGAUGACGAUGAAAAAACUGUUCACGAAAAAAUUAGAAUUAGUACCUAGCCGUAAGUAACGAGUAAAAACAAUGCUUCGCACUCACUUUUUCACCUCUACAAGAUUGGUAAUUUAUUGAGUAAAAAAGUACCAUCUUCAUUCUUGGUCACCCGCGAUCUGAAUGAAGUUCUUCUGAUAUUAUAAUUUGUAAGAUUUGAUUUAUAAUUUUUUUUUACUCUAGCGUUGUUUUCCUGUAAAUACGUUUUCUACUGAAAAAGAUUUAUCGCAAUCCAGAGGAGAGUUCCGUGAAACGAAAACAUGACAAAUACUCACUCAAUAGCAUAUAAAAGAAAUCUUCAUCGAAAGAGAAAAAAAUACGAUGUACCCUAUAAGACUAUAUUCGACAAACAAAUCAGACCCAGAACGAGAAGCAAACAAACAAAAAUGGUGAAAUGUAGCGCAUUGCCAUAAACAAGUCAAAGGGUUUGCCCUCCCAAGAACCCAAAAGCUGCACUAGCCUAUAAUUUCGUAGCAAAAAAGAAAAAGCAAAUCCUUAAGUCAAACAAGGUUAGCUAGGUGUCCAGAUCCAUCGUCGCCGGAUAAAUUCCCUUUGGAAUCGCUUCAUGUAAAAAAAAAACAAAUCAUAAAAGAAAACUUAUUUUUAGUGUAAAUUUUAACCCCUUUCGGCACACCCGAAUCGACGACCGAUGAUGGAUUGCAUACCUGGCUAACAACUAUUUACUGUAAAUCGAAAUCCGAAUUCAAGAGAGGGUAAUAUGAAACUGAAAAUCCAAUUUGGGCAGACUUGAUUGACACGCUUGUUGAAACGAGAAUCGGAAAAUUAACUAAAUAUGAAAAGAAUGACACUAAAAUUGAAUAGUGAUAUAUUUAUAGCUAGUUAGACAAUAAAUUAUAACAUUGCUGCUAGGAAAAAUCUCUAAUCGUAAGACUAAAGAAGAAAAGCAAUCUAUUGUACAUAGGUAAGGUUUAUUCACUCGAUUCUAUAUAUUUUUUACUUUCCUAAAACUACAUAAAUUUUCAUAUUUUUUUUUUGUUUUAUUCACUUAAGAAUAUGAGUACAGAGAUCGACUUCUUGAGUUAUUCGUCUUUUAUUGAAACACACUCGACAAAGUUCUACACAACCAUUUAUUUUGUCACAAAUGCAAUAAACUGCCUCUGCUUUCUAAGAGAUCCAUGCAUAUUUUAUCGAUACUUUUAUAAGACGUUAUUCCGUAACAAUACGUGUAUAAUAGUGAUAUGUAGCGAGUGAAGGCAAAAGAGUUUAUAAAGAGAUACUAUUUUCACAAAACAAAAACAAAGAAGAUGUCAUAAAUCGAUAGAAAAAAAAUAGCAGGAAAGAGCUCGAAUCUUUACCGCCAAUGUAUUUUGUUCGUAAGAGUUAUACUCUCUAGGGGAAAGGUACGAACAUCGGUAACGUGAUAAGCAAUAAAAUUGGACAAAUAUUGAAACGAAAAAAAAGGUGAGUGUUACGGAAGUGAAUCAAUAAAAUAUGACAAAUUUUUAA
Messenger RNA from Ochlerotatus camptorhynchus, 11496 nucleotides. RefSeq names its product Chitin deacetylase-like 5 (gene Cda5). The transcript is spliced from 13 exons. Gene Ontology annotation, molecular function: chitin binding; hydrolase activity, acting on carbon-nitrogen (but not peptide) bonds. The coding region runs from base 1092 to 9680 and encodes 2862 amino acids. The record is from RefSeq and is a predicted model, not a curated record. Gene Ontology annotation, cellular component: extracellular region. Gene Ontology annotation, biological process: carbohydrate metabolic process. Lineage: Eukaryota; Metazoa; Arthropoda; Insecta; Diptera; Culicidae.